This is a messenger RNA of Staurois parvus, 279 nucleotides long. NCBI's taxonomy places the organism in Eukaryota, Metazoa, Chordata, Amphibia, Anura, Ranidae. The record is from the annotation of a GenBank genome assembly.
GAGCUGUCACACUGACAGCUCUGUGCCCUGAUUAUCUGUGUAGCCCCAGCAGCGCCACCUAUCAGUGCCAGCUCUCAGUGCUCAUCCAUGCCACCUGCCAGUGCCCAUCAGAGCCACAUCAAUGCCACAUAUCAGUGCCCAUCUGAGCUGCCUUUCAGUGUCACCCGUCAGUGCCACCUAUCUAUGUCAGUCAGUGCCACCUAUCAGUGCUGCCAAUCAGUGCCACCUAUCAGUGCCAGUCAGUGCCGCCUAUCAGUGCCAGUCAGUACCACCUAUCAG